AUGUCGGAGACAAAGAAUAUUCAAUCCUUGGUAUUAGAUGCUGGUCCAUUGAUCACUCAACCAGCUACCACUUUACAACAAUAUGCCACUGAAUAUUAUACCACACCAGGGGUACAUAGUGAAUUAAAAGAUGAAUAUGCUAGACAACAAUUAGCAAUCUGGGGAGAUAAUUUAAAGAUAAAACAACCUAAACCUGAAUAUAUUGAGAAGACUAUAAAGUUUGCUAAAUUAACUGGUGAUUAUUCUGUUUUAUCAGUUAAUGAUUUACAUAUUAUUGCAUUAGCUUAUGAAUUAGAAGUAUUGAAUAAUGGUGAAUCAAAUUUAAGAAAAUUUCCCGGUGAAGUAUUAGAAAGUCAAAAACAAGAAAAUCAAGGUGAAAACUCUACUAGUAAUAUUGGUGAAGAUAAUGAUGGGUUUAUUGUUGCUACUAAGAGAAGAGGUGGAAGAAGACAAAGAGAAAAGGAAAGAUUAAGAAAGAAAGGUUUGUUACCAACUUUUACUCCUCAACCAAAACAAGAACAACCAAAGGAAGAACCAAAGGAAGAACCAAAGGAAGAACCAAAGGAAGAAUCAAAGGAAGAAUCAAAGGAAGUAGAAUCCAUUCAAGAAGAAUCAAGUCCAGAAGUAACAUCUCAAGAAGAACCUGUACAAGAAACACCCAAGGAAACAACUGAAGAAUUAACUGAAGAAUUUGAUGAAGAAGAUGAUGAUGGAGAAUGGAUCACCCCAGAUAAUUUACAAGAAGAAAUUUUAAAGGAUAAAAAUGAACAAGUUCAAGAUUCAGCAAUUUCAGGACCAGUUAUUAAAGUUGCAUUAGCCACUGGUGAUUUUGCAUGUCAAAAUGUAGCUAUGCAACUUGGUAUUAAAUUAUUAAAUGCCAUGUCAGGUAAACAAAUCACAAGAGUACGUAAUUAUAUGUACAGAUGUCACGCAUGUUUCAGAUUAACACCAAUGAGUAAAGAUGGUAAACCAAAACAUUUCUGUCCUAAAUGUGGUGGUAAUACAUUAUUAAGAUGUGCUGUUUCAAUUGAUAAUAAAACAGGUAAAAUCACUCCACAUUUAAAACAAAAUUUCAAUUGGAUUAGACGUGGUGAAAGAUUUUCAUUACCUUCUCCAUUAAGUAAAAAUCAACAAAAAUUACAAGGUAAUGGUGGAUUUCAACAUAAUGUACAAAAUCGUCAUAAAUCAUUACAAAAUCCAUUAUUAUUAAGAGAAGAUCAAAAGGAAUAUCAACAAGCUAUCAAGAAUGAUGAAUGGGAAAGAAGACAACAAGAUAAAAUGUUACAAGAUUGGAUUGGUGGUGGUAGUGCCGAUAAUUAUGUUUCUCCAUUUGGUGAUACUAACACUCUUAGAAAUUCUGGUGUUAAGGUUGGACGUGGUAGAUAUGCCAAUUCCUCCAAAAAGAAGAGAAAGUAG
Messenger RNA from Candida tropicalis MYA-3404, 1416 nucleotides. RefSeq names its product rRNA-binding endoribonuclease (gene HBR3). NCBI's taxonomy places the organism in Eukaryota, Fungi, Ascomycota, Pichiomycetes, Serinales, Debaryomycetaceae. The record is from RefSeq and is a predicted model, not a curated record. The coding region runs from base 1 to 1416 and encodes 471 amino acids. Gene Ontology annotation, biological process: maturation of SSU-rRNA; ribosomal small subunit biogenesis. The transcript has a single exon. Gene Ontology annotation, cellular component: preribosome, small subunit precursor. Gene Ontology annotation, molecular function: RNA endonuclease activity.